Stegastes partitus (bicolor damselfish) is the source of this 1696-nucleotide messenger RNA. RefSeq names its product phospholipase D family member 3 (gene pld3). Gene Ontology annotation, molecular function: catalytic activity. Bases 223 to 1692 code for a protein of 489 amino acids. The transcript is spliced from 13 exons. NCBI's taxonomy places the organism in Eukaryota, Metazoa, Chordata, Actinopteri, Pomacentridae. The record is from RefSeq and is a predicted model, not a curated record.
UGUCCCGUCUGCUUGUCAAGUCGGCAGCACAACACCGCUAAUAGGGCUUCUUUGUUUGUCUUUUUCUUGUGUUUAACAAUAAAGAAACCUCGUUAGAUGACAUUGUAUGUAAAGGACAUACGUGGACGCCGCCACAUGAGGGAUUUGAGCCACCUGGACGCACGAUAACAGAGCCACAGAGCAACAUCUGACCUGAGCCGACAUCAGAUCUCGUCUGCGAACAUGAAGACGGACAUCAACUACGACCAGCUGGUGGACGUGGAGUGGAAGAAACAGGACUCCAACAGGAAGGUACAGAUGUACUACAGGUGUUUGAUAGCCAUGGCCUCCGGACUCAGCGUGCUGCUGGCCGCCGUGGCGCUCUACAGCCUGCUCACGCCGAGCGUCUUCUCCAAGUAUCCGGCGCCGAGCGUCAGCCUCCGUCCACAGAAGGUCGAGUCCUGCUCAGAUCCCUGCAGGAUUGUUCUGGUGGAGAGCAUCCCCGAAGGCCUGGAGUUCAACUCCAGCACCACCCACCCCUCCAUCUUCCAGGCCUGGAUGAGUCUGAUGAGUGAGGCCCGCAGCAGCGUCGACAUCGCCUCCUUCUACUGGACGCUCACCAACCAAGACACCCACACCGAGGAGCCGACAGCCGCUCAGGGUGAGGCCGUUCUGCAGAAACUAGCCGAGCUGUCGGGGAAGCUGUCCGUUCGCGUCGCCGUGAACACGCCGCAGGCGAGUCAACCGCAGGACGACCUCCAGCUGCUCAAUGACUCAGGAGCCGACAUCAGGAAAGUGAACAUGAGGAAGCUCACCACGGGCGUCCUUCACACCAAGUUCUGGGUCGUAGACAAGAAGCACAUUUACAUCGGCAGCGCCAACAUGGACUGGAGGUCCCUCACACAGGUGAAGGAGCUCGGCGCCGUCGUCUACAACUGCAGCUGUUUGGCGGCGGACCUGGGGAAGAUCUUCGAGGCCUACUGGUUCCUGGGGGACAGCGAGUCCAUCCCGUCGCCGUGGCCGGUCAGCUUCUCCACGCUGUACAACAAGGACACGCCGCUGCAGCUGCCGCUCAACGACACGCCGUCCGACGUCUAUCUGUCGAGCUCCCCUCCGUCCUUCUGUGCAGCCGGCAGAACUCCGGACCUCCAGUCCAUCCUCAGCGUGAUGGAGGACGCAGAGAGCUUCAUCUACAUCGCUGUCAUGAACUACCUGCCCACCAUGGAGUUCUCACACCCCAAAAGGUACUGGGCCGACAUCGACACCCAGCUGAGGCGGGCGGCGUACGAGAGGCGGGUCAAAGUGCGGCUGCUGAUCAGCUGCUGGAAAAGCACGCAGCCGGUCAUGUUUCCCUUCCUCAAGUCUCUGGCUUCGGUUUACGACCCCAAGAGCAAACUGGACAUCCAGGUGAGGCUGUUUGUGGUGCCUGCAACUCCCCAGCAGAAGGAGAUUCCCUUCGCCAGAAUUCCCUUCGCCAGAGUCAACCACAACAAGUACAUGGUGACUGACAAGAUCGCAUACAUAGGUACGUCCAACUGGUCCGGCGACUACUUUGUGAGCACGGCCGGCUCGGCGCUGGUCGUCAACCAGACGGCGUCGCAGUCGCCGGAGCCGACCGUCCAGUCGCAGCUGAAGGACGUGUUCGAAAGGGACUGGAGCUCCGACUACAGCACUCCUCUGACCCAGGACUCCGACCUCAGAGACUUCUGUUAGCAGC